CUCUCACAAGCAGUGGCUGUUCCUGUUGCAGAAUGACAGAAGGAAAUAUCCAGGAUGGGCUGACUCUUAAGGAUGCCCAAGGCUACUGUGAAGCUUAUCGUAACUGGAGAUGACUUUGGCUACUGCCCAAGAAGAAACCAAGGCAUUGUGGAGUGUUUCCUCGCAGGAGCUGUUUCCAAUGUGUCCCUUCUGGUCAAUGGCAGCGCUGUCUCUGAUGCAGUUCAACUGGCAAGGAGGUAUCAUAUUCCAAUAGGACUCCAUGCCAACCUGUCUGAAGGCUUACCUGUUUGCCCAGCGCUGAAAGAGGAAUCCUCACUACUCAACAAAGAAGGGUUCUUCCAUGGAAAGAUGGGGAUCAGGACGGUGUUAGCAGAAGGUCUCCUUAAGAUGCUUGCUAUUAUUAUUGUUAUUAUUUAUCAUUGUCUUCCAGAGAUCAGACAUGUCUUUGCACAGGUGCUAGAGGAAUAUGGAAUCAUACAUACUCGCGUACCUAUUGAACCAGACCUUCCCCACUGCAGCUGGAUAGAUCCGCACUUGAUGGAUUUUUACCUGGGUGUGGAAAAGGAUUCGCUUGACACAGUGGAUGUUUUCACAAAGCAUGGGAUAAGGUGGCCAGAUAUAUAUAUAGGCUUGAGCACUAUGGGAAAAAAUAUGUCCAUGAGCAACAUCCUCAGAGCCAUUGAUAACGCUACUACAGAUUUCCUGGCUAAGGAAAAUGCCUCCAUUCCCUCAAGCUCACCCUCAUGCCCAGAUCAAGGAAUCAGAACUGUAACAAUUGAGCUGAUGACGCAUCCAGGAUACCCCAGUGUUCCACCGGUUGGGGGCUGUGGUGAGGGACCAGAUGAUUUCUCUCAGUCAUGGGAACGCUUGCAUGAACUCAAGACAUUGAAGAACCCAGAGCUGCAGAGCCAUUACGAAACAAGGAACAUUCAGCUGUGUGCGUUUAAAGACCUUUAAAUAUGAAUGGCUGGAGAAUGGCCCUUCAGUUUUUACUGGAGACACAGGGCUGGAUUCAGUGUGAUGCUAAGUAAAUGACAGAUGGAAGACCACACACAAAUGGAAGGCAUCUCCAUGCAACAUAACUGUAGAAGAAUUUGCUAUGAUGGAGCGUGCUCCCAUUCUGGUUGUUGUCUCUCAGAGCCCCUCCUCACAAGAAAGGGGAUUACGGGCUGUGAUUCAGUAAGAAGAAAUUUGAAAACAUCGGCAGGGUGGCCUGCAUAAAAAACUGAGUAUCAUCCAUAAAAUUGAAGAUUUUAGAAGUCAGAAAGGAGGAGGAGAAGCUGGGUGUGGUUUUUGUGGGUCUGUCAUGUCGGACUUGCCUCUGUUGUGGGCACAGAAGAUCCUGUUUUAUGGGCUGGAGAGUUAGAAUCAAAAUAUUAGGAUUCUAAAACCUUCAGACUGGUCCACUGAAUGGGAAUUCUGAAGUAGGGACUGUAGAGGCAGGGCUAUACACACACAUUGAAAAAGUAGACUUCUGUAGAAGACAGCCAAGAUUCCAUACCAAUAAAAGCUGAAUUCUACCCCCUGUAUAAGUUAUGGACAGUUGUCUAUCGUCCCUAAGUAUCCCGUGUUUGAAGCUGCCCUAGACAGGAUCAGUAUUAUCUCUGACCAACAGCAGUUCUCCAACUUCUCAAGCAGCAAAAAAGUCUUUCCCAGUUCUGAUGAUCUAAGUACCAUUAAUGGGAAAUGUUACCGAUUGAAUCAGGGACCUUCUACCUGGCAAAGCAUGCGCUUCACCACUAAAACCAAGAUGCCUCUGUUAAUAUAUGAAGCUGCUUUAUACCAAGUCAGCCUAUUGGUCCAUCUGGCUCAGUACUGUGUACCCUAAUUGGCAGCAAGCUCUUCAGGGUCUCAGAUAGCAAAUGGUCUUUCUGGGCCCAAUUGUCUAAGAUCCUUUUCAGCUGGAAAUAUGAGGGACAGAACAGAGGGCUUGUAUGGGCAGAGAGCCCCCAUUACAAGCAUCGAUUACUGUAUUGUGGCAUAAGGAAGCAGCACUCUUCAUCCUAUGACGCUCUACACAUCUUAGAGCCCAGCGUAGCUGAGAUUGUCUCCUCGGAAGUAUCCCAUAAUAUUACCAGGUCAUCAGAG
This is a messenger RNA of Gekko japonicus, 2088 nucleotides long. RefSeq names its product YdjC homolog (bacterial) (gene YDJC). Gene Ontology annotation, molecular function: deacetylase activity. The transcript is spliced from 5 exons. The record is from RefSeq and is a predicted model, not a curated record. Gene Ontology annotation, biological process: carbohydrate metabolic process. Bases 73 to 957 code for a protein of 294 amino acids. NCBI's taxonomy places the organism in Eukaryota, Metazoa, Chordata, Lepidosauria, Squamata, Gekkonidae.